Pimephales promelas (fathead minnow) is the source of this 5920-nucleotide messenger RNA. Lineage: Eukaryota; Metazoa; Chordata; Actinopteri; Cypriniformes; Leuciscidae. The record is from RefSeq and is a predicted model, not a curated record.
GUAACAAGCAUGCUUUUCAAAUGGACAUACCAUUAACAAAAAAAUAUUUUGAGGCCUGAUCUUGAGGCCAAAGAUAUUUUCAUGGAUAUAGUGUGAGAAACUGUCCAUGUAAAUAUACAUACGGUGAAACAGAGAAUCUGAUUAAACUUAGCAUGUGCUAUCAUAUAGCUGGUGGAACCGAAGGCGUAUUGAUCUAGAUAUUGGAAUUACCAAUAAAAAUGGAAUUCAAUAUUACAGUGUCUUGUGACCCAGAAGUGGGAUCCCAGGGAAGCUGAUGCCCGUGGGUCCAGUUACAGUCUGUCAGGGAUAUUAGCAGGUUUUAUUAAUUCAUUUACUUAUUUCAUGUUCUACCUCUGCCUCUGGUUUGUCUGUCAGUGACUCAAAUGGUGCUUAUGGUUAAUUCUAAGCAUUCGUUUUAUGAAACAAUGAAAUAUCAGUGUGAAGCAAUUCAGAUGACCGCUCUAAGAUGGGGAACUGAAAAAAAAUCAGCAAUAUGACGGUUUCUAUUCUUUUGUCAACCCCUUAAAUGUGAAUUCAUUGGUAGAUGUGUUUAAAUCCAUUCAUGGCGGGACAGAUUUGUCUGUGAUUUAUUCAUGGUAAAGUACUUAUCUCCAAUGAUAUGGUGAGAAGAUGGGUUGCUUUGCUGGGCUGUGAGAGGGCACUAAUGUGUGCUUAUAUGAGAAAUGUUCACUCUAUAGGUUUCUUGAGUUGUCUUGAGUCCUUUGUAUUAUUUUAUAGAUUAUUCCGAUCUGAGUUUAAAUGCUUUAGAUGGUUUUCGAAAGAACUUACAAACUUAAAUUGCAAACUGUAUUCCAACCACUUACACUAACCCUGCCCCUAAACUUACCCACAGAAAACUUCCUGCAUUUUUACAUUUUCAUAAAAAAAAUUAAAAAAAUAAAAAUAAAUAAAUAAAUAAUUCUGUAUGAUUUAUAAACUUGUGUAACCAUUGGGACCUCAAUUUAGGUCCCCACAGUGAUACAAGUCCCCACAUGAGUCUGUGUGCAUUUAAAAAAAAAAAAAAAAAAAAAAAAAAAAAAAACAUGUACACACACACACACACACACACACACAAAUAUCUUGGAUUUUGUUGUUUUAAGGGGACAUUCCUACUUUUUUUGAAAACUAUAGUCUAACCCUUAACUUUAGGCCUACAUAAUAUAGGCUAUAUAGUCAAAUAUUCGGUUCAAUAAAAUUAAUUAAAAAUCUGCUCAUUAUCUGAUAAAAUCACAUUGUUGAAAUAAAAUCUCUGGGUACAAAUGAAAUUAAAAGUCACAAAGCUAAAGGUAGCCUACAAUUGUCUGUGCACAGUUUAAUACACGGUGUGAUUUAACUUGAUCAGGUAGGAGAUAAAAAACGCAUUAGUGUUGCGCUUCUUUCAUUAAAACACUGGAGUGAUGUAAGCCCGUCCCCCUUCAAGAGUAAACCCGAUUAUUUGCCCUGCGUAUAGAGAGCGAGAGAGAGAGAGAGGGAGAGAGAGAGAGAGAGAGAGAGAGAGAGACGGGCGCGCGCGGAGCUCAACAUCAUCAGUCGCAAUAACGGCUUAAUCAUUCCUCACCGUGGACGACCGACACCAACCUCAGCAUCUGAAAAGCUUUAUUAGACACAAGAAAAGAAACACGCAUUUAGAAAACGACACGUUUCCCAAGUGCUGCUGGUGAUUUUUGCUGGAUUUUAAGUGUGAAGCACCAGUCUACCCGGCGGCUCAACACCUUCCCUCAAACGCAGGACAAACUUCACCGGCCAUGAAGUACAGCUACUGGAAUCUUUGAAGUGAGCGGAGGAAGUCAAGAGAAGAAAGCCUGGUUUAAAGAAAUCGCAAGCAAAAACAGAGGGACAAAAGAAUAAAGUUCAUUGGUGAUAGAGAGAGACGAAAAGACGGGGACAAUGGGGAGGAAAAAGAUUCAGAUCACACGGAUUAUGGAUGAACGUAACAGACAGGUGACAUUUACGAAGAGAAAGUUUGGCCUGAUGAAGAAAGCCUAUGAGCUGAGCGUGUUGUGUGACUGUGAGAUUGCCCUAAUCAUCUUCAACAGUACCAACAAGCUGUUCCAGUACGCCAGCACAGAUAUGGACAAAGUGUUGCUCAAAUACACUGAGUACAAUGAACCACAUGAGAGCAGGACCAACUCCGACAUUGUGGAGACCCUGAGAAAGAAGGGUCUAAAUGGCUGUGACAGUCCUGACCCCGACGCAGACGACUCGGCAUUGAGCAAGAAGGAGAACAAAGGCGGCGAGAGCCUGGAGCUCGAGUCUGCUCUCGCUCUUACUCCGCGCACGGAGGAGAAAUACAAACAGAUUAAUGAAGAGUUUGAUCUAAUGAUCAAGACUCAGAAGAUAUCUGCGGUGCCCUCUUCCACCUACGAGAUGCCCAUCCCAGUGAAUAACCAGAUCUACCCAGGCAAUCAUAACCUGCUUCCACUGGCCCACCACAGCCUGCAGAGGAACAGCAUGUCUCCUGGGGUCACACACAGACCACCUAGUGCAGGUGGUCUGAUGGGCACUGAUCUCUCCACUGGCGCGGGCACCAGUGCUGGAAAUGGCUAUGGAAACCACCGUAACUCUCCAGGACUUCUGGUGUCCUCCGGAGGAAUGAACAAGAGCAUGCAGGCCAAGUCCCCUCCACCGGUGAACCUGGGCAUGAACAGCCGUAAGCCUGACCUACGAGUGCUCAUCCCACCCGGGGCAAAGAACAACAUGCCCUCCAUCAACCAGAGAAUAAACAACUCUCAGUCUGCACAGUCACUGGCGACCCCAGUGGUUUCUGUAGCGACGCCCACUCUACCGGGACAGGGAAUGGGCGGUUACCCAUCAGCCAUUUCCACCUCAUAUGGUACUGAAUAUUCUCUGAGCAGUGCAGAUCUGUCCUCUAUAUCUGGCUUCAACAGUGCCAACACUCUGCAUCUGGGCUCAAUGAGCGGAUGGCAGCAACAUCAGAUUCAGAACAUGCAGCACUCUGCUCUCAGUCAGCUGGGAAAUUGCUCUAGCUCUCACUUAUGUCAGGGUUCAAAUCUCUCCCUGCCUUCUACUCAAAGCCUGCACAUCAAGUCCGAACCUGUUUCUCCUCCUAGAGAUCGAUCCAGCAGCACCACACCAGGAGGCUAUGGCCAGCUACCGUCUCACCAGCAGCACCAGGGCCCGCUCACACAGGGGCGCCAGGACUCGGGACGCUCCCCGGCCGACAGCCUCAGUAGCUGCGGCAGCUCGCACGAGGGCAGCGACCGCGACGAUCACCGUCCCGACUUCCAUUCGCCCUUAGGAUUGGGCCGGCCUGGCCUGGACGAGCAAGACAGCCCAUCCAUCAAGCGCGUCCGCCUCUCAGAGGGGUGGGCCACAUGAUAAGCGAUGCCCCCCCCUUGGACAGCCCAAUCCUCGAUCCUGACCUCCCCGCGCGAUGCCACGUGGUUCCACGGCGCCUCACUCGUUCUCGCUUUCUCUCUGCCGUUUUUGACAAGUCACAAUCAUUACUCUCCCCUUGUUCUCUGGUUUGCUGAGGAGAGGGGAGGAAGUGCUCUCGAAAUGACCUGUAACAUUUGUUUUUUAACUUUUAUUAUUUCAUCAGAGUGUGUCUGAUAUGCGUAUUGUUGUGAUUGACGGGUUUUCAGGGAGGGAAACAAGGAAGGAGGACUAGCACAAACCGGGUCGGGGAGGGUUUAGUGGGCGGGCUACUAUGCAUUACUUGUGCUGUGUGUGGAAUACAAUGUAAAGAAUUACCACACAUGCAUAUAUAUUUACACGUUGUGUAGGUGUACAUGUAUGCAGAGUAAGAAACCAACAAAAAGUGUCAGGUACUCUUGGAUCUUUUUUUUUUUUCUUUUGUAAAAUACUUGCCUCAGUGAUGUUCAGCCACAAGAGGAGCACAGCAGAGAGGUGACAGCUUAGCACUUGAGUUGAUGUACCAGUACAAUAUGUACAGAUUCCUUUUUUUUUUUCUUUUUUUUUUUUUCUUUUAGUGCCACUCUAUUCAGAGGGCCACUUCGCUAAAUGUAUGUUAUGGGUGACAAUGUCAUGUUGCAGGUUCAACGUAUUGUACAUAGAGACAAGGCUGGGACACGGGGGAAGGGUCAAGGUUGGUCAUUAUUGCUGUUUUCACACAAACAAAACUGUUAUGCAAGAAUUUCGAAGGAUUGUACAGAUAUAUGUGCAGGUUCCUUGGUUAAGUUAUGGGGGAGUGGGUAUUUCAGGAAACUAAAACUCUCCUGCUGAAUGAAAGGAAAUGGCAGGACAGAGUGGCAUCGCCGAGAUGAAGGACUUUAAAUUAAGAGCCAUGUUACUUCAGUCUGAUGACAUUUAAACCUAGGACUUGCAGUUGUUGUUCAGUAUUAAAAGAGGAAAAAGAGAAAAAAAAAUGUAUGAUACACUUGCUUCUAUUUUCAUAUCAAAAAGGAAUACAAUGCAAAGCAUUUUUGUGGCUUUUUGUAGUUUAUAAGAGCCAGAAUGUGUUUUGAUAGCUUUGCUUAUACGAGAAAUGAUAGUAAAAGAACGAGAAACCUUGGGCUUUUCAACCAUAAGCCAUGAAAUCUGAGACAGUGAAUCCUUGCUUUGCUCAAUGUUUUUUUUUCUCUCUCUCUCUCUCUCUUUCUCUCUCUCUCUCUGUCUCUCUUUGUAGAAGUUUUGUUUUUAAACGUGUAUUUCUAAGUAUAUUGAAUAAUAAUAUUAAGAAUCUUUUUAAAGAAUCUGUGAAAUUAACAUGCUUGUGUAUAGCUUUCUAAUAUAUGAAUAUAUAUGAUGAAAAAAAAAUGAUGGUCAUAACUUUGUUUUCCCCAUUACAGGGAAUAUGUGCAGUUGCACACCGUUUUGUUUUCUCUUUCUUCUUCUUUUUUUUUUUUUUUUCCUUCACCGGACUGAGUCUUUCAGGGGCAAAUACAUUCAGAAUGACAUUUUGAAAUUGAAGUCACACUUUUAAACAUAAAUCCCCCACUCCCCACCCCCAUUUUUUUCUGGAAUAUUCACAACCUUUAAAAGUUCCCAGUGUCACGUUAAUCAACAUUGAACUGACGAUUUUAUAAUAUAAGACAGCACGGUCAUAGAUACCUCAUGACUGCUUGUGUAAGCUUGUAUCAUCAUUUAGUGGAUUGUGACUAGUUUUGUUCAAUUGUUAUACAUAUCUAUCAUUGUGCAUUCUGUGAAUUUGACAGGACAUAUGUUAGUCUGUUUUUUCUACCAAAGACAAAAAAAAAAAGUAAUGUUAUGUUUGCCAAUGAAUCCAUUAUCCUUUCUGGGUUUGAGACCAUUGUGUUUAUUCACAAGUUGUUCAUGCUAGUCUGGUACCUCUGACUCACCCUCCCAGUGCCUCAGAUUACCUUUCAAUGAGUUGUCGAGAAUUUGGAACUUUCUCCUCCAACUAACCAGUGUACAGUAUUAUGAAACAAUGCCAUUGUUUGUUAUAUAGAUUUCAACUGUCAAUAUAUGACUCUCCGGUUAUUUUUAUUUAUUUUUUUUCUUUUAAUUUUGGUUGAGCCUCUCUCUCUCUCUCUCUCUCUCUCUCUCUCUCUCUCUCUCUCUCUCUCUCUCUCUCUCUCUCUCUCUCUCUCUCUCUCUCUCUCGUGUUGUUUCCAUUAAGUAUAUAAAUAACAAAAUAAAAAAAUGAAAAAAAAAUAAAAAAUAAAAUGCUGAAAAUUUCCGUAGUAACAAAUGUAGCUUGUAUAAACCUACAAUGGGUAAGGUUGAAAGAAAGUGUCUUUUUGUUUUCUAACCAGGAGAAAGAGGCUUUCAGCGGCACAAGCUGGACUUUGUCGCCACUUGAAGACAAGAUGUCAUUAAAUUAAAACCACAUCUCUGUAUCUCAAGGGACUUGAUUCAGCUGUAUGUAGUAAACAUUAAUGUAUGGAAUAAAAUUUGUUUCUCCUGCUGGGACUUAAAAAAAAGGUAUUUGUAUUUUGAAGAGAAUUCAGUAAAGUUACUGGCUUUCUUAGUUACA